GCCCGGGGCGGCGGCGCGCAGCGGGGGGCUGUUGGGGUGCGCGCCCGCCGCAAUGGACGCCGCCGCGGCCGCCAUGCAGCUGACCGUGAAAGCGCUCCAGGGCCGUGAGUGCAGCCUGCAGGUGUCGGAGGACGAGCCGGUGUCCACGCUGAAACAUCUGGUCUCUGAGAAGCUCAACGUCCCCGUGCGCCAGCAGCGGCUGCUGUUUAAGGGCAAGGCCCUGGCAGAUGGGAAAAGACUCUCCGAUUACAGCGUUGGGCCCAAUUCCAAGCUCAACCUAGUGGUCAAACCUCUGGAGAAGGUGUUACUGGAAGAAAGUGCUGCCCGGAGACUGGUGGAGGCCCCACCACCACCAACACCAGCCUGGCAGCUGAUCUCCAAAGUCUUGGCCUGCCACUUCAGUGCUGCAGACGCCAGCAGAGUCCUGGAUCAGCUACAGAGGGAUUAUGAGAGGUCCCUGAACCGCCUGACGCUGGAUGACAUCGAACGCUUGGCUAGCCGCUUUCUGCACCCUGAAGUGACUGAAGCUAUGGAGAAGGGGUUCUCCAAAUAGGAUUCUCAGAGUGUGGGGAGGAGCCCGGCCAGGCUACAAGCUGCAUGUAGCAUUAAAUGUUCUCCUGUUGCAAUUUGGCUCCUCAUCAUCAUAGCUGGCAGGUACCUGGGUAUCCAUACCUGGUUCUUGCUAGGUGCCAGGCACAGCUCACAGCACUUGACGUGGGUUUGCUCCCACGCCUCACACAAAAAGUAAGACAACGAGGCACCUAGGAGUGAAGUGGGGGAGCCAGCAUCUGAGUGCAGCCAGCUUCUAGAAGUGUCUCAGGAUACAAAGGAAAAAAGGGGCUGUUUGGAUGGGCUCCAAGGGAUGGACUUUGGCCUAUCAUGUUUAGCCUGCUGAGAAUAAACCCUCCAGAAACUCCUCUUCAGGCCUGAAAGGGGAAGCAGCUGGCCCCUACGGCCCAGUCCUGUCACCUGAUCUCGGACAGGUUCGGGACAUUGGCAGGAGGCCAAGUGACAGCCAGCCCUGGGGGCCCCUCAGCUGCUGCAGCCAGUGUGCACUUGACAAGGAAAAGCAGGUCAGGGAGUUGGGGACCUCUGCGGUAUGCCCUCAGGCAAGUCCCUGUGCCAUGUCUGUCCCUAGUUGUUAACUCUGCACAGUGGGGGCCACUCUUGAAAACUCCAUUUCCUUCAUCCUGACGCCGCCCCGGCUGCAGCUCUCCCCCUAUGCUCAGAGAUGCGAUGUCCUGGCCCUUCAUGCAGCAGCUCUUUGGGUACUCCCUCUGCUUGUCUCGUCCUGGACAUGGGCAUCUCUCACUUCUUAGGGAUGACAGGUGACUGACUUGAGGUCAUUCAGCCUUGGCCCAGCCCCCACACCCUGCGUUCACCCACGGUGUAGCAGUGGAUCCUUCCCCUGCCGCAUGGAUACAGGGCCUUUCACUCUGCACACCCUCACUGCCUGAGAGGAACCCUCAGAGUGCUGGGGAAGGGGAGAAGCAUGGGCUGGUAGCACUGACCUCCCACCUUGCCUGGUGUGUGGGCACUGGGGGUCACUAGGCACCUGCUCCUUGGCGGAGGGUACCUAGGGCAGUCAAGGCUAGAAGGAAGUUGCCCUCCUGCUUGGACCUCAUGGGGUGAAUGCUGGGUCCCCAGGCUGGGAAGACAGAGGCCCAAUGGGCAAAGCCUUUGAAGAGCAGCAAGAAGUCCCUGGCUCCGCCCGAGAGCUGGGAGUAUCAAACAGUAGGGCCCGCUCAGGAGCUGGUAUGGUCUGGCAGCUCACGUGAUACUUACCAAUGCUCUCAUGUUAUUUCGAGUCAGGAAAUUUUGUUGAAAUUUUGAAUCCCAUUAAAGGUGAAUGUGAGACUGACUCUUAUCUAAAAGGAACUAUAUUAGCCAGGCUGCUUUUGGUUUCCAAUAAUUGAUUUAACCAUAAAAGAAAUUGGUUUAAACAAUAAAGGAAACAUUGGUUUAUAAAACUGAGAAGUUCAGGGAUAUUGGCAGUAGAUGGACAAUUUCGCCAAAUACCCAGUCUCUUCCUAUCUCCCCUUUGCACCCUGAAGUGUCUGCUCUAUCCCAGGCCAUUGCCUCAGGAUCAGAAGACGGCUGCUUGCGGUUUCCACUGAAUCUCUGUUCACAACCAGCAAGGAGCCCCUUCUCGCCCUGUAGUGUAGUUUCUUUCUCUGAUGCCCCCAGAAAAUAAAUUCUGUCCUUUUAUUGCUCA
Messenger RNA from Ailuropoda melanoleuca (giant panda), 2215 nucleotides. RefSeq names its product ubiquitin like 4A (gene UBL4A). Gene Ontology annotation, biological process: tail-anchored membrane protein insertion into ER membrane; post-translational protein targeting to endoplasmic reticulum membrane. The transcript is spliced from 4 exons. Lineage: Eukaryota; Metazoa; Chordata; Mammalia; Carnivora; Ursidae. Bases 53 to 553 code for a protein of 166 amino acids. The record is from RefSeq and is a predicted model, not a curated record. Gene Ontology annotation, molecular function: protein-folding chaperone binding. Gene Ontology annotation, cellular component: BAT3 complex.